AAUACAAUAGGUUCAAUUAAGCUAUUUAUCAGUUUAUAACAAAAAACAUCUAUCUCGUCCUCGCAGUUCACACUUUAAAACAAAAUAUACCACCCUCUGAGCAUUAGCCCGACUACCAGCUAACUUCAUGUUAAAAUUGCAAAAUUGUUAUUGUGGUUAGAGCCCGUCAUGGGCGUGUUAUCGCGGUUUUUAAAUUUCCUUAACGCACAAAAACAUGUUAACAAAAGAGUCAUUUUCGCCUCUAUAGUGUGAGAAACAUUUCUUUAAAAAACCUUCUCACACUCUAAAGUUAAAAACGAUUUAACAAAGGAUUUAACAAAUAGACCUUAUUAUAAAAAACUUUUCACACUGAUCCAGAUGUGUAAAACAAAUCAACAAAGGACGUUAAGCCGUUUAAAAGGGGCGGAGGAGUCGGAGGAAAGUAGAUAUUUUCUGAUGUUCUCAUUGCAGCGGAAAGGGCUUCCUUAAAGAUUUUUCUCGCCCUGGACUGGGUCACUUACUGCUAAACGAUCUCUCUUUUAAACGUUUAAAGACUGAUCCAUUUUACCAACAUGUAUACAUAUUAAUUACAUAUGUAAUUAAUAUGACUUUACAAUUUACACCACAGCUAACUUUUGCUAAUGUAGGACGAUGUUCCUUGAUGUCCUAACUAUCAGUUAUAGACAGAGCUUUUUUCAUAUGAACUUUUACACGUACAAUUAUAGUUUCAAUUCUUUAAUCCAACAACUCAUUUUAACCUUUUCACUCUUCAAGGAAUUAAAGAUGAAGAUAAUGUUAGUGAUUGUCAUACUGGUACUAGCUGCAGUGUCAGUGAGAGGUGACAGACCAGUACCCGUAGGUUGUGAGCACAAAGGUGAAACAUACAGGGCUGGUGAGAGAUUCAAGGACGACUGCAACAACUGUGGCUGCACCAGAACUGGAGAAGUAGUCUGCACGAAGAUGAACUGUGAUAAUGACGAAGACAAAGCAACUUGUGAACACAAAGGCAGGGAGUACAAUGCUGGAGAUGCAAUCAGGGACGACUGCAACAUUUGCCACUGCCUCAGAGAUGGAAAUGUAGUCUGCACAUCAAAGGCUUGUGAUCCCACUUGUGAGUACAAAGGUGAGCAAUACGAAGCAGGAGAAAGAUUCAAGGACGACUGCAACAACUGUGGCUGCACCAGAACUGGGGAAGUUAUCUGCACUGAAAAAAACUGUGAUGCCAUGUGCGAGUACAAAGGUAAACAUUACGAAGCUGGAGAUUUUAAAGACGGCUGCAACCUCUGUCACUGUCUCGGAGAUGGCAAAGUUAUUUGCACAGCGGACGGAGACGAUUGUGAUGACGAUACUAUCGUCAUUUGUGAGUACAAAGGUGAGCAAUACGAAGCAGGAGAGAGAUUCCAUGACAAUUGCAACAACUGUGGCUGCACAAGAAGUGGAAAAGUUGUCUGCACAAAAAAGAACUGCGAUGAAGAAACCAAAGACACCUGCGAUUAUAAAGGCGAACAAUACGAGGAAGGAGACAGAUUCAAGGACUACUGUAACCUUUGUAGGUGUCUCAGAGAUGGAGCAGUUGCUUGCACGAAAAAGAUUUGUGAUGAUGACAAAGCUUGGGCAGCUUGUGAAUACAAAGGCAAGGAAUACAACGAGGGAGAGCAAAUCAGGGACGAUUGCAACGUCUGCACCUGUCUCAGAAACGGAGCAGUUGUCUGCACGAAGAAAACAUGUUGAUUUCACCAUCUUCAGAUAUCUGAUUUUAUUUUUUGGCGUAAACAAAUUUGAAUAAAAAUUAUUAGCAUUAAGAAAAUUGUCGUUACUGAUUUUCCCGACAUCACGUGUUAUAUUGUGAAGGUUAGGUAUUUAUUCAGGUUCUAUAACUAUGACCUUUUAACUUCGGUCUACCUCUG
Molecule: messenger RNA, 1886 nt
Organism: Bolinopsis microptera
Lineage: Eukaryota; Metazoa; Ctenophora; Tentaculata; Lobata; Bolinopsidae
Product: kielin/chordin-like protein
Exons: 2
Coding region: 631-1710 (359 amino acids)
Biological process (GO): negative regulation of BMP signaling pathway
Cellular component (GO): AMPA glutamate receptor complex
Molecular function (GO): protein binding; peptidase inhibitor activity
Source: RefSeq, a predicted model, not a curated record